Molecule: messenger RNA, 295 nt
Organism: Scutellospora calospora
Lineage: Eukaryota; Fungi; Glomeromycota; Glomeromycetes; Diversisporales; Gigasporaceae
Source: the annotation of a GenBank genome assembly
AUGAAAUCACCAAUAAUAAUUAUUAGAGCAGCACUAAAAAUUAAUUCAAUUAUUCAUAUUGAUCUCUUAAAAAGUUUUCAUAAUCUUCCCGCACACAUUCUCCUCCCUUACGGGGAUCAAACCAUCGCAUUUAAUCAUGAUUCAACACGAUUGUGUGUUUCUUCUGACAAAGGAACUGUACACAUCUUUAAUUUGGACGCUAUUCUUGGGAAUGGCUUUAGUAAUUCUCCAAACAAUGGAGGGCCUUAUUAUGGUGAAAAAGUCGUUGUAAACAAUACUAUCCCAUCACCGAGCG